AUGCGUCACAAGCGCUUGAUACUCGGCGCAGGCGAUGCGUGGAGCUACAGCGUAUGGCGGCCCAAUCCCACGCCUCGCGUCCAGCUACCUCCCAACGAGGCAGCAGGUCCGUCCAGGCCCUCGCCGCCUCGCACGCUCGCCGCAGCCCAGCCACCAAUACCGCCACCACCACUACCACAAACGUCAGCGCCACCAAUACCAACAGCGACUGCACGACCAUCUUACAUCACACAUCAACUAGCAGCAUCAUCCUCCGCGCCCUCAUCCUCGUCGGCCGCAUCUCGAAUCCACACUCAUAGAUCACACGCCCUCUCUCAACCCGCGCCUUUCCAACCCUCGUUCCAUCCCCAUCUCGACUUUCUCUACCCACCCUCCUGUCUCAAACUCACUCACGAUACGCAACAUGCCCUGCAGUCCAGACACCGCCAACUCGUCCGAGCCAAGUCGUCUCUGGCUCCUACCAAAGCCGUGUCUGCUGCUGCCGCAACAGCUGCCGCUCGUCAGCUUGCCGCCUCGCACGACGACUCCGAUCGCCAGCAGCAUCUCUCCAGCCAGGCCGAUCCAGACUUUACCUUCCUCCGCCACGAGCACGACGCGCCAAAUUUCUUCUUCAGCCAUCCGCGCUCCAAUGCGCUCUUGCGCCAGGAUGCAGACAGCCACCUCGAAGACGAAGCGCCCCCACUUUCCACCAGUCUCGACGCCGAGAAACUACCCGCACCACUCGAAACCGCUUCGUCAGCCCCUGCUCGUGCCGUUCAGGCGGCCGCCUCUCUAGCUUCGCUCCGACAGGACAGCAUAGAUCUCAGAAGCUCUCUUCAAACACGAGCUACCCUCGACCACACUGCGCUCGUCAAGCAGUGUCGUCGUCUCGUCCUACGAGCCCACAGGAUCCGGCCCAAGCUCGAUGCAAAGUUGGCGCGCACCAUCGCCUGCGAAACAGUCGCUGAUUGCGCCGUCUACCUCAUCGCUUCCGCACAACCCAUCGCCGCCAGCCAGGUCCUGCGUCAUCUUUUGGUCAAGCUUGGCUGGAGCCCUCGCUCCAUCGCAGACAUGCACUCGCCACUGCAUACCCUCACUACUGCCAACUCGGAUUCCCGCCAGCACUCAACCCAUCCUGUUGCGGCCGCAACCACAUCAUCCGACUUGCCCCGCCUCGUCUUUGUCACUCAGCAAGCCAUCUCUCAGCUUACCAUGGCGCCGUCGGCGUCCAGCCCUCGUCCCGUUCGCGGCUUCCAGUCCCAGCACCACCUCGACGCCGCCGUGUCUCUCGUCGCUGCCAUGCACAUCGCCCACGUGCCUAGGUCCACCUUGUCACAGUCCGCCGUGAUCCGCGCCAUGCUCGCGGCCGGUCACACUACACUUGCAGCUCAUACCUACGCAGCAGAGGUCCGCGCAUGGUGGAAGGCCAACACAGAUGCCAGGCGUUCGCGCUCCUCAAUGCGUCACCAGGCUGCGCUCAUCGUCGAGACCGGCAAACCAAGCUCCCAGCUUUUGCGCGAGAUCACCUCAGCCAUGCGGCGCACCGAGGAUCUGCUCAACCGCGUUCAGCCCGACCUGUGGGCGCAGCUUUCGCCCCGCGAGCAGCACGCACUCGGCGCAAAGCAGCUGGAGCACGCAGAGUGUCUGGUCGACUUGCUCCGCCUUGUGCGCCAAGCCAAGCUUCCUCUGCCUCCCACGCCCAGUGCGUCCGAGAUCGCCUGGAUCCUCUCCGCCUGCUGCCGCUUCGAGACCACAAUGAUGCUCAAUCAGCCCGACAUGCCCGAUGCUUCGACGCAUGGCUCUACCGCCGCUGAUCACAGACACAAACUCAACGGUGCGGCGCGAUUCAUCCGAUACCACCUGCGCGAGUAUAUGAAGGCUCUGCCGAACGGACAGCCGCAGGCAGGCGCACACAUCCUGCUCGGCGGUGAUCCUGUCGUCCGCCCGCCCAUCAGCAUCGCUGUCUACAAUCAGCUCAUCCACUACGCCCUGUCUGUUCUCAAGUCGCCGCCCAUCUGCAAAGAGGUCUUCCAGCACAUGACUCAGCAGCGCCAGCCCCCGUUGCAGCCGGACGCCGUCACGCUCAACACCAUCCUCCGCCAGGCCACCACGCAGCGCCACCAGUCGCUUGCUCGCGCAGUGCUUACCAUCAGCCACGCCGAGAACUCGCAAGCAGCUGCAGAGCCGGACGCCGUCGCCGAUCGCCAAGUACCGGAGGCUUCCGGUCCGGCCGAGGGCGUAGUCGCUGCACAAGAUCUUUCUGCGGCCACAUCGCCAGCUGCUUCCGACAGCCGACCUCUUCGACCCAUCAUCCAGCAGAUCGACUCGGCGAUCGCCCAGGCCGACACCUAUCGUCUGGCAGCGCUACUGCAGUACGUCACAUCAUCUGGAUUGUUCUUGAAGCGCUUCCGCCACGAGCCGGGCCACAUUGGCGUCAAGGAGGCCAUCAUGCGCAUCUAUCCCGUGCUCAACAAGAAGCGCCACUGGCACAAAUUCACAGACGAGGAUGCACCGGCUGGAGCGUCGUCGCAAUCGCAGCCCAGCUCGGGCAGCGAUCUACGGCCCAAGGCUAACCGGGCCUCUCGCCACGCCAUCCUGCAUCCGCAUGUGCUGACUGCUGCGCUCAACCUGGCAUCAAAGGCGGGCAAGACGGGGCUGCUGCUGCGCGUGUGGCGCUUGAUCAAGCGCACGAGUCUGCAAAGUGCCCUGCAGUCGUCAUCUGUCGACGUUGCCAGCAAGCCGUGGAAGGUGCCCGUUGAAGCGGCCACGAUCCUCAUGCAAACUCUGGCCAGCGAGGCCGCACGCGCCCCGAAGGCGGGGCAGCCCUCGCGACUGGAUCGGCUUCACGCAUUCUCGGGACCGCGCGGAGCAGCGACGCGCAGGAAGCUGCGUAUGGCGGCGAAGAAGGAGUAUGCACGAGGCUGGAACAUUCUUGCUUCGGUGCGCGGUCGGUCGCCAUCGAGCAAGCUGCAAGCUGCGCCGCAGCGGCUUGACACAACCGCGGAGCAAAGCGAAGGUGUCCGAUGGAGAGCAGCAAGGGUGCUCGCCAAACGCGAGUAUGCCUUCCUCGUGCAUCACUGGCAGGUGUCGCGCCCACUGUCGAUCUGGCGUCGCCAGCGUCUGCAGGCCUGGCUGGAUUCCGGAAGCAAGGCGCCAACCGCUUGCACCAGUGGCGAUAUGCAGCGUUCGGAGCCGUGUCCGGACAGUCGGUUUUACGACGCGCUUCUGGGCGUCUUUGGCCGUCGCCCCGGCAUGGCCCAACGCAGCAAGAGCAAUGUCUCGCAGUCGACUGUCUUGGCACAGCUGCGACGUGGAUUCGAGCAGGCCCAGCACAACCAGCACAAGGCGGCGCAUCCCGACACCGCCAAUCUCGAAGGCGGACACUACAGCAGCAAGGGCGAUGAUCAAGCGGCGCUCAGUAGCGCAGUAGAUUCGGCCUGCGACGCAGCACCUUUGGGACUGUCGGACGUAUCGACGUGGACGACCAGCGAGAUGCUGGAGUCGGUGGUAGCGCGCGUGCAGUGGAACGCACACGGACGGUGGAGCGCGCUGAAUCCGCAUCCCAUGCUCGUGCGCUUGUUGCUCGACAUGGAAGCUUUGGGGCUUGCGAUUCCCGUCGCGUACCGCUGGGUGCUUGCGCACUGCGCGCUUGCCGCGCACGAUGACGACGCGGCGCGGUUGUUAGGCAAUGACGAUGCGAGAGGAAGACACGGCGCGAGGUUCAACAAGUUCAGAGCGGAUAGGGUCAAGACGCGCGGUUUGGCUGUCAGCAGGCCCAAUGCCGCCAGGGACGCUGCCAAGCAGAAGCAGAAGGAGCAGAAGGAGUAG
Molecule: messenger RNA, 3807 nt
Organism: Moesziomyces antarcticus
Lineage: Eukaryota; Fungi; Basidiomycota; Ustilaginomycetes; Ustilaginales; Ustilaginaceae
Exons: 1
Coding region: 1-3807 (1268 amino acids)
Source: RefSeq, a predicted model, not a curated record